AGCUAAUGUUAGCUAGCUUGCUAAAUCGCGAUUUUCGAAAAUUAACUUUAUUAACUUUAUUAACUUUAAAAUAUGCAUAAUCGUUUGUCUCUACAUUAACUAACAUAUUCCUGUCAACUGUACAUAUUUUUUGCAUGAUUCGUUAUGACGUUUGAAUCACUUUCAUUUGAAUCCAUUCUAGUAUUUUUGUCAGCCAUCUUCACUGAAGAAAGUCUCCAGCCUUGGGACGCAUAGCGUCAAAUUCGUCAUGGGAACUGCUCCCUAUGAUUGGUCAUCGCCCAGCGGUCGCCGCUGGUGAUUUGCAUAACGUUGGGAAAAGUUUAUAUUUUUCACCGCCUAAAGGUACCAGGUACUCUUAGCUUUCCUUCCGUUGAAAUGAAUGGGAAGUGGUGUUUCACCGCACGGCAUCCUGUGCUAAUUGGAACCGUUUUUGGAGUUGCCUAAUUGGAACCGCAAUUUAGAACAAUGACGGACUCAACAGCCUCAGACCGGGUGAACACCAUCCCGGAUCCAAUUAUUGUCGAUCAGUCGACUGUAAACGGACAGUGCGACCCGAAACAUCAACUGUCACCCAAAAUCAACAGCCACCCUAAAUUCAAGAUGGACCAGGAGAUGAAAAUUAGCGAUAGCGUGGAGGGGCAAGGCUUACUGGAGAGCAGCAUGAGGCUGAAGCCCCACGAAGCUCAAAGAUACCGCAAGAAAGCGUUGUGGGUCUCCUGGGUUUCCAUCUUUGUGACGCUGAUCCUGGCAGUAGCAGCUUUCACUGUUUCCUUCAUGAGACACAGUGCCUCGGCUUUCGGAUUCGCUGCCCCAGAGUCUGCAACACCAUUAAGCAAGGGGCACUACCAAGCAAGCGGAACCAUGAAGACCAAGGAGCUCUCCAAACAGUUUGAUGCCGCCCUGGACGUGCUGUCCUCCAUCAUCGUGGUGUGGCGCUAUAGUAAUGCCUCCGCCGUUCACUCUGCACACAGGGAGUACAUAGCCUGUGUGAUCCUGGGUGUGGUCUUCAUCCUGUCCUCCCUGUGUAUCCUGGGAAAGGCAAUCCAUGACCUGGCUACCAAGCUAAUGCCUGAAGUGGAUGACUUCCUCUUCAGUGUGUCCAUCGUCAGUGGCGUGAUGUGUGUCAUUCUGGCCGUGGCCAAGUUCAUGCUGGGUAGGGUGCUCACCAGCAGAGCCCUCAUCACAGACGGUUUCAACUCCCUGGUGGGCGGGGUCAUGGGCUUCUCCAUCCUAAUCAGUGCCAAGGUGUUCAAGCACGAUCCCAAAGUGUGGUACCUGGACGGGUCCAUAGGGGUCCUGAUAGGCCUCAUCAUCCUGGCCUACGGGGUCAAGCUGCUGGUUGAUAUGGUCCCUCGAGUGCAACAGACAAGGAACUACGAGCGCUUUGAGUGACAGAAGACCACGGAAGGGCAGUGAGGGGGAUGGGUUCUGUGUUAUAUACGGUAGAAGUACAUCCAGUGUCUGUUCUAGGGUAUGUAUAUCUACGCCCAGUCCCUAUCCAGCUCAGCUCCAUUCUUCCUGGUAGAGCUCUCCAGUCACCAUGACAAACCUAUUGAUUGGUUUAGACCUCAAGGUGCCAGCCCACUGGUGUUUUAGUUAGACCCAAGUGGUCCAUUUUGCAGCGUUCCUCCGGUCUCUCUAACUCCGAACCUGAUCCGUCCAUAUGAGUCAUUACAAAGUCAAAGAGAAGACUGAGGUUUCCCUCUAUAGCUCCUUCUCUACUGAAGCAGGGGGAGGUGGAAGGACAGAACGUGCGCUGCUGAGUCGUCAGGAAAUUGUCACUGCCUCUACAAAGGCACUGCACCGUCUCCACUGAUUAGUCUGGUGUUCGUUCAUAUCUCUAUCUCCCCUUGGACAACAUGGCUGAUUCAGAUACGCAUUGUAGGAUCUCAGUCCUUAUGGGAUUUCAAUGGUUUCUAAUAGGCGCUUUCUUUUGAUGAGUAACACUGUGAGUGUGUCCCAAAUGGCACCCUAUUCCCUUUAUAGGGUACUACUUUUGACCACCCUAUUCCCUUUAUUGCACUACUUUUGACCAUGGCCCAUUAAGUGCAUCAAUUAGGGUGGCAUUUAGCACAUACACCUAUUUCUGUUUGACACCACUGUUCAAAGUAGAUGUGUUGCUUUUAUGUAGUCAUGAUGUAGUAGGGGUGGCAGGUAGCCUAGAGAGCAUUGGGCCAGUAACCGAAAGCUUGCUCGAUCGAAUCCCCAAGGUAAAUCUGUUGUUCUGCCCCUGAACAAGGCAGUUAACCCACUGUUCCUAAGUAGUCACUGUAAAUAAGAAUUUGUUCUUUAACAUACUUGCCUAGUUAAAUAAAGUAUCACUUAGGAUGGUAGUUGCAACUAUUAGUAGCAGUAGGACAUGUUUUCUAUCCCCCCAAAAACAGCAGGGAAAAUAGAUUUCUGAGAUGCCCAUUGUAGACAGGCUGUAGUAUGGAGGACAAUAGUACAGCAGUACAGUAUGUGCAACAUGACAGAAGACUCAUCUUGUGUCCCAAAUGGCACCCCAUUCCCUACAUAGUCACUAUGGACCCUGGUCAAAAGUAAUACACUAUAGGGAAUAGGGUGCUAUUUGGGACAAAACCUGUAUCAUUUGAUUAGUGAAUAUGAAAGCACAAAUGUCCCUGUCGCCAGCUCAUGUAUGGAAUUGGUGUUUGCUUUAUUGCUUAAGGGGUGUUGAAUAAAAGCUUGUGGCAGACCAUCAACAAACAA
Molecule: messenger RNA, 2709 nt
Organism: Oncorhynchus mykiss (rainbow trout)
Lineage: Eukaryota; Metazoa; Chordata; Actinopteri; Salmoniformes; Salmonidae
Product: transmembrane protein 163a
Cellular component (GO): synaptic vesicle membrane
Molecular function (GO): zinc ion binding
Source: RefSeq, a predicted model, not a curated record